AUAUAUUAGCACACAUAAUUUCCAACAAAAAUGACUGAAGUUGAGCAACCACCACAGAAUGGCAUUGAUUUGUCGGCCAAUGAAGAAGAUGACAAUAGCAAAUCUCGUCCAGCUGAUAUAGAACAGGAUAUGCGCGAAAUGGAACGACGCAAACGUGUCGAAGCUAUUAUGGGUUCCAAACUCUUCCGUGAAGAGCUUGAACGUAUUGUUGAUUCAGCACGUGAUAGUGGCAAUGCCGAUGGUAUCCUCCAACAGCUGUCCGAUAUUGUGGGCGUACCAGCCACCCGUGUCGGCAGUGUAUUCCGUGCCUCAAAUUGUAUGCAACCCAUUAAUGAUAUACGUGGUGUUGAAUCCAUGGGCUAUGCCAAGGGUGAAAAGAUUUUACGUUGCAAAUUGGCUGCCACAUUUAGGCUAUUGGAUUUGUAUGGUUGGACCCAGGGAUUGGGUGCCCAAAUUACCGCCCGCCUUAAGGUGGAUCAGGAAUAUUUCUUGGUCAAUCCAUAUGGGUUGUUGUAUCAUGAGAUAACGGCCUCAUCCCUUAAUAAGGUGGAUAUGCAGGGCAAUAUUGUCGAGCAGGGUACCACCAAUUUUGGUGUUAACAAAAGUCAUUUUGUUUUACACUCCAUUGUCCAUGCCGCUCGCCCCGACAUCCGUUGCAUUAUCUACAUUGGCUGCAGUCCAGUGGUGGCCAUUUCUUCGCUGAAAGCUGGCCUCUUGCCCCUGACCAAGGAUGCCUGUGUCUUGGGUGAAAUUACCACACAUGCCUAUGCCGGUUGUCUUGUCGAUCAAGAUGAACGUGAAAAAUUGGUACGCAAUUUGGGUCCCAAUUCCAAAGUAAUGCUCUUGACCAAUCAUGGUGCCUUGUGCUGUGGUGAAACCAUUGAGGAGGCAUUCUUUGCCGCCUGCCACAUUGUUCAGGCAUGUGAGACACAAUUGAAACUACUGCCAGUGGGUUUGGAUAAUUUGGUCUUGAUCCCCGAAGAAUCACGUAAAAUUAUCUAUGAGAAAUCACGCAGUCCACCCGAAGAUUUGGCUAAGAAAUUUGCCGCAGCUGCCAGUAUUGAUUCGAAUAAAACCGAAGAUUCAGCGGCUGAAGAGAAGAAAGAAGGCGGCGCUGAAGAGAAGAAGGAAGCAGCAACCACCAAGGUUUUGGGUCAGACACCAAAAUGGCGUGUUGGUGGUGCUGAAUUUGAGGCCCUUAUGCGUAUGUUGGAUAAUGCCGGCUAUCGUACCGGGUAUAUCUAUCGUCAUCCAUUGAUUAAAUCGGAACCACCAAAACCCAAAAAUGAUGUUGAACUACCACCGGCCGUUUCAUCGUUGGGCUAUUUGCUGGAGGAAGAGGAACUUUUCCGUCAAGGCAUUUGGAAAAAGGGCGUUGCUGGCAAGGGUGGUGAUCGCAGCCGCUGGUUGAACUCCCCCAAUGUCUAUCAAAAGGUGGAAGUCUUAGAAACCGGUACACCAGAUCCCAAAAAGAUUACCAAGUGGGUUGCUGAAGGUUCACCCACACAUUCAACACCAGUACGCAUUGAUGAUCCAUUACAAUUUGUGCCAGUCAAUACAAAUCCCAAGGAAUUUAAACGGGUACAACAACAGAUCAAGGAUAAUCGUCGUGCCGAUAAAAUUUCCGCCGGUCCACAAUCACACAUUUUGGAGGGUGUCACCUGGGAUGAGGCCAAUCGCCUUAAAGAUGCCACUGUCAGUCAAACCGGUGAUCAUGUUGUGCUAAUGGGUGCCGCCUCCAAGGGUAUUAUACAACGUGGCUUCCAACACAAUGCUACCGUCUAUAAGGCACCAUAUGCCAAGAAUCCAUUCGAUAAUGUUACCGAUGAUGAGCUGAAUGAAUACAAACGCACGGUGGAACGUAAAAAGAAGAGUAUUCAUGGUGAAUAUACUGAUACAGAUUUCUCAGAAUCUGAGGCGUUGAGUUCACUGCAAACAUCAGGCGCACAACAACAAACUAAACAAAAUACCACUACCACAACAACAACUGCCGCUGUUAGUCAAUCAGAGCCAGAAGAUGUUUCAGAACAUCAAGUGAUGAGAAUAGAAACACAACAAGCCCCAGUUCCCAGUCAGCCCGAAGUAGUUUUGAGCGACGCAACUCUAAGUUUUAUCAAUGGUGAACGUUCCCAUACGGCUACAAAUCGUAAGCCACCAACAGGUCGAGGUGAAAAUGUACAAAACGGUGAUCAUUCGGAAGCUCAUUUGAGCACAUUUUCGCACAGCAGUAAAGAGGAUAUUUCAACGGACGGUUCACCCAAGAAAGACAAGAAAAAGAAGAAGGGUCUGCGAACACCAUCCUUCUUGAAAAAGAAGAAGGAGAAGAAGAAGGCCGAAGCCUAAAUUAAUACAACAACA
Messenger RNA from Musca vetustissima, 2358 nucleotides. RefSeq names its product protein hu-li tai shao (gene hts). The transcript is spliced from 11 exons. Lineage: Eukaryota; Metazoa; Arthropoda; Insecta; Diptera; Muscidae. Gene Ontology annotation, cellular component: cytoskeleton; postsynaptic density; plasma membrane. Gene Ontology annotation, molecular function: actin filament binding. The record is from RefSeq and is a predicted model, not a curated record. The coding region runs from base 31 to 2343 and encodes 770 amino acids.